Messenger RNA from Ailuropoda melanoleuca (giant panda), 2560 nucleotides. It is a transcript of the gene DKC1, whose product is annotated as dyskerin pseudouridine synthase 1. The coding region runs from base 162 to 1628 and encodes 488 amino acids. Gene Ontology annotation, cellular component: box H/ACA snoRNP complex. Gene Ontology annotation, molecular function: RNA binding; pseudouridine synthase activity. Lineage: Eukaryota; Metazoa; Chordata; Mammalia; Carnivora; Ursidae. Gene Ontology annotation, biological process: snRNA pseudouridine synthesis; mRNA pseudouridine synthesis; rRNA pseudouridine synthesis. The transcript is spliced from 15 exons. The record is from RefSeq and is a predicted model, not a curated record.
UCUGCUCCCGGAGCCUGGCCCCGCCCCCCAGCCCCGCGGCGCAGCACGCACCCGGCGUCGCACAGGUGGGCGGGUUUUAGUGGCGCGGCCUGAGGGCGGCGGGAGUGUGUGCUAGCUCCCUCGGUGGUGGCCCACGCGGCUCGCACGCUGUGCGGGGCAACAUGGCGGACGCGGAAGUAUUUAUUUUGCCGAAGAAACAUAAGAAGAAAAAGGAGCGGAAGUCGUUACCCGAAGAUGAUGUAGCAGAGAUACAACAUGCUGAAGAAUUUCUUAUCAAACCUGAAUCCAAGGUGGCUCAGUUGGACACAUCUCAGUGGCCCCUGUUGCUCAAGAAUUUUGAUAAGCUAAAUGUAAGGACAGCACAUUAUACACCUCUUCCUUGUGGUUCAAAUCCUUUGAAGAGGGAGAUUGGGGACUAUAUCAGGACAGGUUUCAUUAAUCUUGACAAGCCUUCCAACCCCUCUUCCCAUGAGGUGGUAGCCUGGAUCCGACGAAUACUUCGGGUGGAGAAGACAGGACACAGUGGUACUCUGGAUCCCAAGGUGACUGGCUGUUUAAUCGUGUGCAUAGAACGAGCCACUCGCUUGGUGAAAUCUCAGCAGAGUGCAGGCAAAGAGUAUGUGGGAAUUGUCCGGCUACACAAUGCUAUUGAAGGGGGGAGUCAACUUUCUAGGGCCCUAGAAACUCUGACAGGUGCCUUAUUCCAGCGACCCCCACUUAUUGCUGCAGUAAAGAGGCAACUCCGAGUGCGGACCAUAUAUGAGAGCAAGAUGAUUGAGUAUGAUCCUGAAAGAAGAUUAGGAAUCUUUUGGGUGAGUUGUGAGGCUGGCACCUAUAUUCGGACGCUGUGUGUGCACCUUGGUUUGUUACUGGGAGUUGGCGGUCAGAUGCAGGAACUUCGGAGGGUUCGUUCUGGAGUCAUGAGUGAAAAGGACCACAUGGUGACAAUGCAUGACGUGCUUGAUGCCCAGUGGCUGUAUGACAACCACAAGGAUGAGAGUUACCUGCGGCGAGUUGUUUACCCUUUGGAAAAGCUGUUGACUUCUCAUAAAAGGCUGGUGAUGAAAGACAGUGCAGUGAAUGCAAUCUGCUAUGGGGCAAAAAUCAUGCUUCCAGGUGUUCUCCGAUAUGAGGAUGGCAUCGAAGUCAAUCAGGAGAUUGUGGUCAUCACCACUAAGGGGGAAGCAAUCUGCAUGGCUAUUGCAUUAAUGACCACAGCAGUGAUAUCUACCUGUGACCACGGUAUUGUAGCCAAGAUCAAGAGAGUAAUCAUGGAGAGAGACACUUAUCCUCGGAAGUGGGGUUUAGGUCCAAAGGCAAGUCAGAAGAAGCUGAUGAUCAAGCAGGGUCUUCUGGAUAAGCAUGGGAAGCCCACAGACAGCACACCUGCCACCUGGAUGCAGGAGUAUGUGGACUACAGUGACUCUGCAAAGAGAGAGGUGGGGGCCAGAGCGCUAGAAGCCGCACAGGAAGUUGCCGAAGUGGUGAAGGCCCCAAAGCGGAAGCGAGAGAGUGAAAGUGACGAGACCUCUGCGCAGCUGAUCAAGAAGGAGAAGAAGAAGAAGAAGGAUAAAAAGGCCAAAGCUGCUCGAGAGAGUGUGGACGACCCAGGAGACGGGAUGCUGUGAGGCUUUCUCUGUCUCCCAGGACAGCGACGGCACCAAGAAGAAGAAGAAAAAGAAGAAAAUAAAAGUGGAAGUGGUUUCUGAGUAGUGGACGCCGCUGUGAGCGCUGUGUCCACUUGGGAAGAGAAAUUAAAGCCUUAUUGCGAAAACAGAAUUCCUUUUGUUCUUGAGGGAAUGGAACACAGGUCCCAGAAAGGGUGGAGAGUUCUGGCACAUUCUAGCUGCUAUUUGAGGACUCAGUGACGUUCCUGGUGUGGUCAUUUCAUCCUGUCCUGUUUUAAGGAUAUGGGCGAAGGAAGCAGGUUUGAUGCCACCCACUUCUCCGCUUGGGAGAGUGGGGGAUCCUCUCCUUCAGAUCCAGCCCAGCCCAGGAACCAGCUGCGGCUGGUGCCCGAUGGCUGUUUUAACACCCUAGCGCUCUCCUGGUUCGCACCACCCCACAAUCCAUUUUAAAAGUUUCUAAACAUUGCUCAGUGAAAUGGUGUGGAGCAAGUAAAAGGAUAGAACUGAACCACGUUGUUUGCUGGGGGGAUAAAUUUUUUCUCCCAUGUCCUGUGAGGACAGUGGUCUGUCCUGGCCACAUGCGAGCCAUUGUGUCAGCUAUAUCCACUCCCGUCUCUGGCUUAGUGUCCUUUGUAUACUCCUUCAGAGCCUGUGUGUACAGCCUCACACGCCUGAAUUCAUCUGCCUACUUGUGUUUGUGACAGAAGCUAAAAAAGUGUUCCAUGUUCUCUUCUUUAUUAACUAAUCUCCUUUACUUUCAAAGGAUGCAAUCGCUUAUUGCUGGGAGAAGGUUGUACUUUUUACUUAUUAAAGUUUACUUGUUUUUAAGUAUCUCUUUUCGGGCUUUCUAAUUUGGGGGAUGUUACCCUAGUAGAACAAAAAAAUAUAAACUUUUGAUUAAAAAUCUAGGGAACUUGAUGUCCUAUUUGAAA